GGGGAAUUGACAGGGAAUAGGUAUAAAUACGCGAUGUUGGCAGAUGUCAGCGCUUAGUAGCACAUUCAAAUAGCAAAUAGACAGAACAACUUGCAAAAUGUGUCAACGAUUUGGCAUAUAUGUGACAUUAUUGGUAGUUUGCCUCACCAACUUGCAGGCGGCUGUCAUACGUCCGGAGGAGCAACAGAAGAUGGCAAUGGAAGGCGUUAGCACCACAGUGGAGCCAGUGGAAAGCACCACAGUGUCAGCACAGAGUCGCGACAAGGAUGCCACUGUGCAAAUUGAAGAACAUGAAAUGUUUGCCAGUUUAGAUCCUGCACCCGGCACAAUUGAAGGUGAUCUCAGUGUGCGUCUGGACGAGCAGCCACAUCAGCAGAAGUCGGCCAAGUUGCUGCUGCUGAGCACACCAGCUAAACGACCUGCUGAAGUGGAACAGCAGCUGGAGGAGCAGGAUGAGAGCGAGACCGCAAAUGCUGGGAGUGCUGAGGCCAACGUGACGACCACAACGGAGCAGGAGCAGGAGCAACAAGAUAACGCCACAACCAUGGAGUACACUGAGACAACAACAACAGCAAGCACAACAACAACAACAGCUACAACAGCGGCGACAACAAAACUGUUUGCCAUCAAUGCGACAAUAUCCUCGAAGGACUCGACGGAGCCAAACGUUGCCGUUGCCUUUGCCACAGACAAUGCCACAAUUGCGAUUGGCGAACAGCCGCAGCCAGCUGGCAAUAACAAUGUGGCUAUUGAGCUGGCCCUCACCGAACCGGAGGCAGAGUACGUGCUGCUUGAUCUGGCAUCCGUCUCAUCCUCAUCCUUAUCCUCAUCGGCCACACAUGAUGAACUGCAGCUGGGCAGCUUCACACACAUUGACAGCGAUGCCCAUUUGCAGCCAGUGGUGCAUUCUGUGGAAAUCGUGCCCACCCGCUUUGAUGAUCCCCUGAUUGUCAAUUAUGUGCACAAUUUCCGCUGAUUUCCCCCACUUUCUCUUCACCAGCCAAAUCCCAAAAGGACACAUCACAUCGCUGUGGCCACAAGUUAAAGUUUGUUUUUAUGUUUUAACCACAAGCAUCUUAAAAUGCAUUCAACGAAUUAUAUUUAAGCAAUUUACAAUAAAUACAAUCCAAUUUUAUAAUAA
This is a messenger RNA of Drosophila innubila, 1141 nucleotides long. RefSeq lists its product as uncharacterized. Bases 98 to 976 code for a protein of 292 amino acids. The transcript has a single exon. The record is from RefSeq and is a predicted model, not a curated record. Lineage: Eukaryota; Metazoa; Arthropoda; Insecta; Diptera; Drosophilidae.